AGUUACACACUCCUAGGGUUUCAUGUAAGUAGAGAGUCAUUGUGUCAUCUGUUUUUGUUGUAGAGCCAUUCUGUUGCGGUAGGUUCAAUCAUCACUUGCUGCUAAUAAACAGAUAAGCAAGACUUUUGCUGCUGCUGUCAUGAAGUGCUGUUUCUGUAAGCUGCGUACCCAUCAGUGGUGCUUCCUCCUGUUCAACAUCUUGCUGUUCCAUGCACUGCUAUUCGGGGCAGAUUUUGUUGAGGAAUACAUCCUUCAGCCUACCCCUGUGGUUUACACUGAUGUUAUGGUUGCUGACGUGAGGGAGAAAGCAAGGAAACUGGACUUGAGCACCAUAACAGAGAAUGUGUCCCAAGCUUAUCCAAUUUCUAAUUCAGAAACCUGCAAAAACUCCGACCUAUUCCUCCUCGCUCUGGUCUUCAGCUCUCCUGCUAAUAUCACCCAAAGAGAUGCAGUGAGGCGAACUUGGGCAAACAGAACACAAAUUCAAGGUUUUCCUGUUAAGAUACUCUUCUUCACAGUAUCGACUCAGUCUUUUACCACACAACAGGAUCUCUUGAGAGAGUCUGAGCUUCAUAGCGAUUUGAUCCAAAGCCAUGCUGUAGAUGAGUCAUCCCUCUAUGGAGCGAAGGAUAAAACAUUGCUGGCUCUUCACUGGGUUAUCAGAUUCUGUUCUCUUGCACGUUUAGUUCUGUUCACUGAAGACUCCGUGUUCAUUAACCUACCUGCCAUUGGAAGAUACCUGCUGGGCCUUCACAGACAUCCAGAGGACCUGUAUCUAGGCAGAGUAAUCCAGAAGGAGUUCCCUGACAGGGACCCCAACAGUCCACGUUACCUUCCCCGCACUCUCUACCCAGACAAAUAUCUACCAGAAUACUGUGAAGGAACUGCUUACGUACUGUCGCAAGAUGUGAUCCGUAAAAUCUACGUUGCAUCCUCAUCAGUCUUUGCAGCCCUCCCGGUUGACGUUUUUGUAGGUCUCUGUGCAAAGAAAGCUGGUGUCACGCCAACCCACAGUUCCCGGUUCUCAGGAGACAGACAUAUCCACUACAAUGCCUGCUGCUACAGACACCUGUUCAGUUCUGCAGGGAUGGGGAGCCAGGAGUUAGAAAGGCUGUGGGAAGACCUCGAACAGAAAGGUGGAAGAUGUUCGUUGCUAAAGAUCUACUAUGGCCUUGUGACCUGCAAAGUUCGCACAUAUCUGGAUACAUUUUUAUUAGACAACUCAAAGAAGGAAACUUAAUUGUGUUAACCGGUUAAAUCUUUUUUUUUUUUACUGUUACUAUUAGUUUUUGUAGAAAUCCUAAGUAUUACAACAAACAUCAAAAUAAGCUUGACUGUAGCCUUGACAUCUAAAACAACUGUUAUCUGAAUAAUAGAUUUCCUUGAACAAAAUAGAAGGAAUCUAGUUAUUAAGCAUCUUCAGACAAUCUAAAACUUGAUGGUGCUGU
This is a messenger RNA of Cyprinodon variegatus (sheepshead minnow), 1448 nucleotides long. Its product is annotated as putative UDP-GlcNAc:betaGal beta-1,3-N-acetylglucosaminyltransferase LOC100288842. The transcript has 2 exons. The coding region runs from base 140 to 1240 and encodes 366 amino acids. NCBI's taxonomy places the organism in Eukaryota, Metazoa, Chordata, Actinopteri, Cyprinodontiformes, Cyprinodontidae. The record is from RefSeq and is a predicted model, not a curated record. Gene Ontology annotation, cellular component: membrane. Gene Ontology annotation, molecular function: hexosyltransferase activity.